Molecule: messenger RNA, 570 nt
Organism: Ogataea haglerorum
Lineage: Eukaryota; Fungi; Ascomycota; Pichiomycetes; Pichiales; Pichiaceae
Exons: 2
Coding region: 1-570 (189 amino acids)
Source: RefSeq, a predicted model, not a curated record
AUGACGGGCCUCUGUCUGAGCACGCUCAUUGUGUGCUGGAUCUGGCCUUCUCCAUAUAACUUUUUCCAUCGACAAUUUCAACAGGCAAUAGCUACAUCCAUUGAGUAUCAGUUCCGCAGCAUGGACUUGCGCGCGGUGCCACAAUCCGCAGUUGUCAUCCAGCGUGUUUUCUUGCAUACAGAAAAACCUGUCGAGCUUCCGCAGGCUGCAGAGGCGGCUCUGUGGCUCUGCGGCUUAUUUGUUAACGUAGCAACACUUUUAGUUGGUUACCUGGAAAGCCAAUGUCCCGCCAAAUACAACGCUAUUGACGCCUUUGAGGCUGCGCGUAACGGUGCCAUGGCCGGAACACUUCUGAGCAACAAUUACAAUCUGAUUAAGAAACUAGGGCUGGAAACCACAAUAAUAUUGAUAGACACGAGUUUCACAUCAGCCACGAAAAUACUGCCCUAUCCCAAUGUACCCGCCGGCACCUCGCAAUUGCCAAGUUUGGUGGCUCUGACAGCAGCAACUUAUCAUCGCUCUACCCAUCUGCUUGAGUCGGGCUAUGUUCUGGUCAAAUCCGGUUCCUAG